Molecule: messenger RNA, 2054 nt
Organism: Malaya genurostris
Lineage: Eukaryota; Metazoa; Arthropoda; Insecta; Diptera; Culicidae
Product: F-box and leucine-rich repeat protein 13-like
Exons: 4
Coding region: 118-1932 (604 amino acids)
Biological process (GO): SCF-dependent proteasomal ubiquitin-dependent protein catabolic process
Cellular component (GO): SCF ubiquitin ligase complex
Molecular function (GO): protein binding
Source: RefSeq, a predicted model, not a curated record
GCUUCGAAACCACUAGUCAUAUCACUUUUCACUGUCACGCGAAUAGGUGCAAGUGCUCUAGCCGUGCUUUAGCAGUGCCCUAAAUAUCCGUGUUAAGCCUACCUAACUUACUUACUCAUGGACUUUUUCAUAACGGAAAUGAAGCAACCAACACCCCUAGAACCGGAAAAGGUGGGAUUCAACGAUCUUCCGAUGGAGCUGCUGUUGAAAAUCAUGAAAAUGAUCACGUUAAACGAUCGGAUAGCCGCUGGAGAAACUUGUCGUAGAUGGAUGGAAGCUUCACAUUACUACACACCGUUCAAUGAGUUGCUUAUUUUUCGGUUUACCAACAUCAAUUUCUGCGACAAUGAACCACCAAUUAAGAACUUUCUGGAUGGAUUCAGAAUCUUCCCGAGAAUUGAGAUCAGUUCGGUAACAUUCUACGGAAAUAGUGAGUUUUGGCCCGAUUUCGGAAAAUUCGUUCUGGAGUUGACGAUUAGGAACUGCUUGAUUCGAGAUUCUGAAUUAACAUGGAUACUGCAACAUCUGCCGAAACUUCGAAAACUUAGCAUUGAGUCGUGUGACGAAUUGUUCCGUAUGUGGCAUUUUGAUAAAGCGUUCUAUUGCUGCCAAUCACACUUUGUUCUUGAUGAAUUAGUUGAUGUUUCAUUAGCGAACAACGAUUUCAUCGAUGAGAUGCACUUUAACUGGAUAAUAACGAUAGCUCCUAACAUUGCACAUUUGGAUAUUUCGAACUGCUUCAAAAUGGUAACUGCACUUCGUCGCGUACAAAUGGUUGAUCAUAUUAUGCGAUUUAUCAACAACAAACGCUUUCAACUGGAAUCUCUCAAAUUCAGUGGUACACUAUCGAUCGAUGAUAUUUGCCUUAGCACCCUUGCAAUAUUGGAUGGUCUGUGCAUAACAAGUUUAAGCCUGACAUUUUGCGAUAAGAUUCCACCUGCCAUCAUUGAUCUGCUCAGACGACAACCCGAACUAAAGAUCACUCAAGCACUUCAAUUCAAGGUGAACAAAUCCAAAAAGACCAUAAAGACUCCUGGAUUUAUUAGUUUUCUCACCAGUCAACCGGAUCUGGUACAUCUUGAUCUGUCAUCUUCGCUCGGAGUUACCGAUGAGAUCAUGGAGCUCAUUACUACAUCUUUGCCAAAACUUAAAACCUUAAAACUCAAAAGAUGUAUUCUAAUCACGGAUGAAGGAAUUAUGGAUAUUGUCAAGUUGGAACAUCUAGAGGUCUUAGACUUAUCUAAUUGUGAAAAAAUUUCUGACCGAGCAAUGUUCCACGGAGUAAUCGGUCGCAAAAUAAAACAGUUGAAAGAACUGUAUCUGUGUGAUCUGCCCAGCCUGAGUGACUAUUCGCUGAUACAGGUCACAAUCAAUUUUUCAUUGAUACGAAUUCUCGAUCUUAGCAGUUCACCAAACGCCGCUACGGAUGCCACUAUGCAGUACAUCAAUUUCUAUCUGAUACAUCUCAGGAAGUUAAUUCUGUACUGUUGCACUAAGGUCACGGAUUCAGGACUCAGCGGUAUCGAUCUACCGUACAAGCCGUUGGAGAUAUGGGACAUUUCCGAGUCGUUUUCUAUUGAGCGUUUGUUCAAACUGCGCGUGCUAAACCUGAGUGGGUGCUAUAAAAUUACAGAUCUGGCGCUCCAAAAGGCAAUCAAAUUCAGUGAGCUGAAGGAAUUACAUCUGGCGCGCUGUUCGCAGAUUACCGAAGCAGGUAUUGAAUCCUUAGCCAAGAAUAAUAAAUCCGUUGAGUUUUUGGACCUUAGCGAGUGUUCUCUAGUGAACGACAAAUGUAUAGAUUUAAUUACCACAAACCUUAAACGACUGAAAACUCUCAUAGUGAAUAAGUGCCCGCUGCUAACUGAUGACAGCCUAUACAUUAUCAGUAUGAACUGCCGCUAUCUCAAGUUUCAUUGCAGCACAUUUCGUUGAACGGAUGUCUAAGGUUGAGCCGGAUUGAAGAGCGGUUAUUCCGGCUGCCCACGGUAAAAACUGUCAAUAGUAAAUACAACAACUAGAUCAGUAUUAGGACAAUAAUAAACUUUAUAUAUAAA